AUGGUUGAUUCGCAACUAGCACAAUUGACCGAGAGGGUUCCUUUCAACUCAUCUUCCACUUUGCCCGGACAAUCACAAACCAACCCUUCCAAUAUUGUGAAACCCGACUCUUGCAAGGAAAUCACAUUGAGAUCGGGUGCAUCUUAUUAUGAGGGUCCCAAGGAAGAGGAUGGCAAGGAAAAGAAGGAGGGAGAAGAGGAGAUGAGUGAAGAUAAAAAAGUUGAAGAAGAGAAGGUUGAUGAGAAAGAGAAGAGUAUGGAGAAAAAGAAGUCUAAGGAUGUGGUGACAUCCUCAACUUCUAGUGAGGCUAGAAACCUUGAUGGACCGGUUCCUUUUCCCGGUCGGCUUGCGGAGAGAAAAUUGAACGAUAAAUUUGAAAAGUUUCUAAGUGUGAUGAAAAACUUACACAUUAACCUCCCUUUCAUUGAGGUUGUCACACAAAUGCCCUCAUACUCCAAGUUCUUGAAAGACAUUCUCACCAACAAAAGGAAGCUCAAUGAUGAGCUUAUCACUCUUCCCCAUCAAGUGAGUGCACUUGUUCAACACAAAAUGCCCAAGAAGCAAAAGGAUCCGGGAAGCUUCACCUUGCCGGUCAAGAUUGGGAACAUGGAAGCUAGGGGUGCCCUAGCUGACCUCGGAGCAAGUCUACCUUGUGGUGAGCUUGAAGAUGUCCCUAUUCAAGUUGGGCAUAUCUAUGUGCCAUGUGACUUUGUAGUGAUGGAUAUGAAAGAAGAUGUGGAUACACCUUUGAUUUUGGGCCGUGAAUCCCUUAUGACUUUGGGGGCGUGCUAUAGGGUUGAUGUUGUUAAUGAAGAGCUAGAUCGUUUGGGAAGGGUUAUGAUGAGUCCUCAAGAUCCAAUGGUUGAAGCUCUCACAUGUGAGGAAGAGUACUUCUCCCAAGAAGCAAAGGAGUUUGCUAUGGCCAUUAAAGAAGCCAAAGAGGAGGAAGCGAGUGAUCCUAAGCAUGAUGAGGUGCCGUACUUGGGCAAAAGAAAGAAGGAAGAUCUUGUGUCAUCUACUAUGCAAGUAGAACGCUCGACUAAGCUCAAAGGAAUUAUACCACAACGGAGUAGGAAAUGCUAG
Molecule: messenger RNA, 1083 nt
Organism: Chenopodium quinoa (quinoa)
Lineage: Eukaryota; Viridiplantae; Streptophyta; Magnoliopsida; Caryophyllales; Amaranthaceae
Exons: 4
Coding region: 1-1083 (360 amino acids)
Source: RefSeq, a predicted model, not a curated record